Messenger RNA from Lates calcarifer (barramundi perch), 2634 nucleotides. It is a transcript of the gene emid1, whose product is annotated as EMI domain containing 1. The record is from RefSeq and is a predicted model, not a curated record. The transcript has 17 exons. Lineage: Eukaryota; Metazoa; Chordata; Actinopteri; Centropomidae. Bases 578 to 2056 code for a protein of 492 amino acids. Gene Ontology annotation, molecular function: protein binding.
AUUUAGAGCUGAUACAACGCGUAAUCUGCCUUCGCCUUGAGCAUGCAUUGUCCUCCGUGAGAGGUUGAAACGGGGCAGGGUAAGAGAGACCCAGCAGGCUGUGCUUUUAAAAGACCCGGGGAGACUAUAAAACUGGUUUCAUGCCCACUGCUGUAAAAGGCUCGGCUCGAUAUGCGCACACAGAGGGACGGAGGUAGGCAGAGCAGAUAGAGGGAGGGAAAGGAAGAGACACACACACUUUUAUCAACACUCACACACGGUGUUCAUGGUUUGUUUUCAUAUGUCGAGUCUCUGUCAUAGGUAGAGAAGCAGGAGUUUACGGAGAGGCAUUUCUCUUUAGCUCACUUAGGAUUUUAGGAAAGGCAGGUUUUACAAAGACACGAGCGUCAGAUAUCGUUGUUGUAGUCCGCAGAGGUGCAUGUGUUUUUCUGCCACUUUAGUGCAUAGGAUGCGCGUCUUUUCCAGCAGACCCGGUGCUGUUUGACACAUUUCCCUCCUCGCGAGCUGGGACCCGCUAACCGGCGUGAACUGGGGUGGAGGUGAAAACUUUUCUGGCCGUACUUUUGAUGCCACGGAAAUGGGACCGCGCCAACGGGAGAGCGUGUCCGCGCUUUGCAGAAACAGUUUGCUUUGGACUGUGCUGAUACUCUGGCUGACCGCGUUUGUUGACGGGACCUGGAAGACGGGACUUUACAAAACCUACUCAGCCGGGACGCAGACAGCAGCAGCCUCUCACACCUCAGUCUACCAGAAAAGGAACUGGUGUCCUCAUACAGUCACUAAAACGGUGACAUGCCAGGUGCAGAAUGGGACGAUUCUCCAGCGGGUCUACCAGACAUGCCGCUGGCCACAGGGAUGCACAGGAGGCAGCUAUAGAACCGUGGUCAGACCUUCCUAUAAAGUGGUGUAUCGCACAGUGACCUCUCUGGAGUGGAAAUGCUGUCCAGGAUUCAGUGGUGCUGCCUGUGAAGAAGAUGCAGGAAACCAGCUCGUGGCUCAAGAGGCAGUAAGGAAACCGUCUACGCUACGCCGGCCACCUGCGCGCACAGGAGAGUCGAUGUCUGGCUGUCUCAACUGCAGUCGAAUCACAGCUUUGAGUGACAGGCUGAUUUCACUGGAGGCGAAGGUCCAAUUACUCACUUCCCCAGCCUCCAUAUCACAUCGCCACCUUCAGGGGAAAGGAGGAAGUGCACCAGAGGCCUCAUUACUGAUGGGGGCUGUGCCCGCUCAGGGAGCUCCUGGUGAGCAGGGACCUGCAGGUCCUCAGGGUGAAAAGGGGAAAGAUGGGCUUCCUGGCAAAGACGGGAAGCCAGGGUCUCGGGGGCUGCCAGGUCCCAGUGGGCCUCGGGGGGAGGCCGGGGCAAGGGGCCCUUCUGGAACUCCCGGAUUGAAGGGAUCCCCAGGACCAGCAGGCCCCCGUGGUCCACCAGGACUCCCAGGAGACAGGGGUCUACCAGGCCUACCUGGGCCUCCAGGGCCCCCAGGCCCUCCAGCACCGUCCAGCGCCCACAUCCCAGAGCCAGACCACACUCGUGGAAAAGACCCCUUCUUCACCAACACUUUCCAUGACUCACGAGGGCUGCCUGUUCCAGGACCUCAGGGCCCUCCUGGGCCUGUCGGUCCGCCAGGUCCCAAAGGCCCACUAGGACCUCCUGGCCCACCAGGACAAAAUGGGAAACCUGGAGCUCCGGGAACACAGGGCCCUGUGGGGCCAAAAGGAGAGCGUGGGGAGAGAGGUCCCUUAGGUUACCCAGGAGAGAGGGGCUUCAGAGGCGAGCCGGGAGUACCAGGUCCAAAGGGAGAGCCAGGAGAGAAGGGCUUGCCGAGCAAUCUAAAUGGGGACGGGAUACAUCAGAUCAGAGAGGCGCUGAAGAUCUUAGCCGAGAGGGUUUUAAUCCUCGAGACUAUGAUCGGUAUUCAUGAGCCUGAUCUAGGGUCUGGGGAUGGACCAUUUGGCACAGCCUCCCCUAGUUUCUACAGAGAUAAGCGAGCAGGUGCACCCCCAUAUCGACUUGCUUCUCCUCUGUCCUCCGACACCAAGGUUCGAGGGAAGUAGAUCCCCCUCUGCUCACCCUGAGGAUCACGGGCUGGGUUGACUCCCCCCUCCUAUAGGUCUCAUCGGCACUCAACAGAUUUAGACCUUUACUGAUGCCCUCUCUGGGCUUUACCAUCAGAUUUAGGAUGGGGGACACCUCAGGGACUCUCCACUGAUACUCCACAAUACUCCUCCUCCAUCGGGAACCUGAGAACUAGUUUGACCCCCUCCUCACCUCACCUAUUGCCAUAACCAAACACUUACCUAUACAUUAUACACCCAGCAGCUCCUUCUGUGUUUCAUUUUCUUUGGCUACAGAACUAAAGCCUCAGAUCGUGUUUAGGAAAAAAAAAGGAAAAUCUGUAUCUUCUGUUGCACUCCUUUAGCUUCAAACAGUUCUGGACAAUAAGGGUAAUUUAGAGUAAGCAAUUGAAGGAGAAAUCAGAUGUGAGAAAAGAGACUGGAUUUAAGUUUGUAUUGCUUUCACAAUCUAACUGCAAUCUGAAGAGAUUCCACUAUUUAAAUAUAUUGAGCAUGUACAGUUUGCAGGACACAAUUACACAAACAAACCUCUUCUUAUAGUAUUAAUUUUGUUAUAC